Molecule: messenger RNA, 560 nt
Organism: Salvia miltiorrhiza (redroot sage)
Lineage: Eukaryota; Viridiplantae; Streptophyta; Magnoliopsida; Lamiales; Lamiaceae
Product: phytosulfokines-like
Exons: 2
Coding region: 219-455 (78 amino acids)
Biological process (GO): cell population proliferation
Cellular component (GO): extracellular region
Molecular function (GO): growth factor activity
Source: RefSeq, a predicted model, not a curated record
GGUUUAACUUUUUGGAUAUAUCCAACUAAAAGUUUCCAAGAGAGUUAAUCCAAUUUCCAUGAAAAAAUAAAGGCGCAGCACCCUUGUAGCCACGCUAUUAUCUCAACUUCUUGGCCGUCCGAAUAUAAUUUUCCAACGUUAAUUAUGGACCCUUCUCCAUCUACAUAUACACCUAAUUAAUUUGAGUUAGAGCUUAAUUACUCAGAAAUUUGAGCAGCAUGGCCAAAACCACCACCACACUCCUCCUCCUCCUCCUCCUUCUAGCAGUGGACGUCCUCGGCCGGCCGGGCCCCGCAUUUCACGACGUCACUCCCAUAGAAAAUCAUCACGCGGAGGGGCAGGCCGCGGAGGAUCGAGAUAACUGCGUGGGAUUGAGAGAAGAUGAGUGCAUGAUGAAGAGAACAGUUGAAGCACAACUUGAUUAUAUCUACACGCAGAAGAAGAAGCACCCCUGAAUCUCAUCCACCCUAUAAUUUAUUGUUAUUGCGUUACAGAUGAAUAAUCUUGGAUUUAAUAAAUUUUCCUCCAAUUUUCAUUAAUAAAUUUACGCUUCUUCACCA